Molecule: messenger RNA, 861 nt
Organism: Prunus dulcis (almond)
Lineage: Eukaryota; Viridiplantae; Streptophyta; Magnoliopsida; Rosales; Rosaceae
Product: polyubiquitin-like
Exons: 3
Coding region: 1-861 (286 amino acids)
Biological process (GO): modification-dependent protein catabolic process; protein ubiquitination
Cellular component (GO): cytoplasm; nucleus
Molecular function (GO): ubiquitin protein ligase binding; protein tag activity
Source: RefSeq, a predicted model, not a curated record
AUGGGAACAAUUAUUCUGAUUAAUGUUUUCUUGAAGAUUAUGAGAACUGUGGCCUUAACAGUCAAAAGCUCUGAGACGAUAAAAGAUCUUAAAGCACUGUUAUGUGGGAAGUAUGGAUUUGCUGAAAAUCAUCAGGAGCUCUUCUUGGGUGGUGAUAUGCUCAUGGACUACCAAAGUCUAGUUGUUGACUGUGGAGUUCAGAGGGAAUCAACUGUUCAUCUUGUUCUCCAGAAUACUGUCGGAAUCAAAUUAUUUGUCAAAUCACCAUCAAGUCAGGGCACCAUUGAGAUUGAAGCAAAAGCUCAUGAUACCAUCCGAAACAUCAAGGCCAUGAUUCAGGCCAAGGAGAUGAUUCCAUCGGAUCAGUUCACUCUUGUCUAUGGUGGAGAAUUGCUUGAAGAGGACAGCACACUGGCCUCAUUAGGUAUCAAGAGCGAGUCAACCCUGCAAAUGAUUUAUGCUCCUCAAGAUACCCUUUCAAUAUCUGUGAAAGCACCAUCAAGAGAGACUGUGAAACUCAAGGUUAGAGCCUUGUUCACUGUCAAUGAUGUCAAAAAUAUAGUUGGGAACACUAUAGGUGUCUCAGUCAGUUAUCAGAGUCUGAUCUAUGCCGGAAAACAGCUUGAAGAUCUCAAGACAUUGGCUUUUUAUGACAUCAAAGAUGAAUAUGUAUCGGAGAUGUCACCUCGUUUGUUUCAGAUAUUUGUUAAAGUUUUUAAUGGGAGGAGAACCCUAACUAUCGAUGUGAAGCAGUCUGAUGUUGUCGAAGAUGUGAAGGUCAAGGCUUUUGUUUGGUGGGAAACAUCUUCGUCAUGGGCGGGAUCUAGCAAGCUACAACAUACAGAAGGACGCCACCCUUAG